CUUUUUCUUUCCUCAGAAGCGAAUCGAGAUGUUAGGUGAGUUGAAUUGUAAGAAGCCUGCUGCGCGCGAAUCGAGUAGAAAAGUUGCCCCGGUGCAUUUCAGUGAUGUUUACGAUGGAGCGGUGUUCUCGCUCGAUUGGAAGUGUUAGUCGGGUGCGAUCGCGUUUCUGUGUUCGGACUUACACAAAGAAUGUGGAUAACUCUGGAUUUAAUUUAUAGAAUUGUUGGAUUUUGGAUAAUCUAGCGAAUGCUGCCUUUUGGUCUGACUCAGAAAUGAGACGACUUUGGUAUGCCAAGUAUGCGGUCACUCUGCUGGCAUCCACAGCCCUUACUUUCCAUCUUUUGCAUUCAAAUACUCAUGUAAAAGUUGACAAAGAAAAUAUCUUUCCUGAAGAUGCUGAAAGAACUAUUGCCAGCAAGGCAGGUUAUUCGUUCACGAAAAGCAACAGCUUUCUGAGACGAAAACUGUCUCAAGGAAUUUUUGCAACUCCUCGUCAUCGUGUAUCUCCUCCUGGUUGGAUCGUUCUCCCAGGGAAUGUAACUGUUCACGAUGGAGAUGAUCGUGUACCUAUGGAUAUUUCAUUUGAAAUCAGUGCUGAAAGUAUUUGCAACGACUUUGAUUCCUCCAGAAGGACGUUGCUGAUAUUCGUAGCUUCUAGUGCUGACCAUUUCGCUCAGCGAAAGGCCAUACGCAACACUUGGGGUCUGAAAUUGUUGCAAUAUGCUUACAACUAUAGAAUAGUAUUCCUUCUAGGGAAAGGUGACAAUGAUGUUCAGUCAGAGAUAGAACAUGAAGGAUAUCGAUAUGGUGAUCUAGUCCAAAUUAAUUUAACCGAAUCGUUUCGAAAUCUUGGUCGGAAGUCCGUGGCAGGACUACACUGGUCAAAGAACUAUUGCUCCAAGGCUGAUUUUGUGAUGAAGACAGAUGAUGAUAUAUUGGUGCAUGUACCGAAUUUACUCAAAGCUUUGGAGGGCUAUAGAAAUGCCGACUCAUUACUGAUGUGCCAUGAAAACAGAAUGCGAAAAAUUCUUCGCAAAGAACUGCUAGAUCGCACAGAUCUGCCAUUAAGUUACCACAAAUAUGAGGUCUCCCAAAACGAAUUGCCUGGACAGUAUUACCCACCCUAUUGCUCUGGUAUGGCCUACGUGUUCACAAGCUCUGCUAGAGACAGACUUCUUGAAGCUAGUUUGGCAACGCCUGUUUUCUUCAUUGAGGACGUUUACUUAACUGGUUUCUGUCGUCAUAAGGCGGGUAUUAUUAUUAAACCACAUUCUGGCAUCACCCUUCGACCUCCGAUUAACGUUCACCAGGCUUCGUGUAGUUUUCGAGAUGGUCGCAUCACUUCACAAGAAGUAGGCGCUGAUGAACUUAACCUAAUGUGGGUGGAACUCAACACCCAAGGAUUCUUCUGUCCUCAAUUACUUGGUUAUGCCAACAAGCAUAAGGAAUUUGACUCGGUUAAAAAUGAGAUUUCUAGUCUCCGAAAGAGAGUUAAUUGACUUUCGCUACUGAAAGGAAUGAGCAAAAAAUAGGACUUACGGAAAGCAAAAUUCAUUUGUUAUACACAUGUCACAUAAUUUGCUCUUAAUGUUACGUGUCCUUAAUCUGGGUGUUUGCUACGAAAAUGAAAUCAUUGAAAAAAAACUUGAAAAUCUUUGGUUAAAUCGAGAGUAUUUUAAUUUGAUUUGAUGUAUUGCAUGUCAUUAAACUCUUUAUUCCAUAUGAAUGGAAGUGUAUAUUUUAUUAUAUAUCAGAAACUACAUUAACUCAUUUUUGAUGAAAAAAUAAUGCAGUCAAUUCGUGGUGGAUUGCAAAAAGCUGAAGAUUGCUCCACAAAUUUAAUAGACGUUUUAUUAAUAACAUCUAAAUUUUAGAAAAUGUCUUUUGAAAUUUUAAUGCAUUUAUUUGUUUUGUAAAGAAUCUGUAUAUGAAUAUCCUGUUUCUCAUUUCAUAUGUAAAGCUCAGCAUGCAUUUAUAUAUAAAUUACAACAAAACAGUUUAGAAAGCAUAGCUUUUAAUAAAAAUCUUCGUUCUCUCUGAUUCUAGAAUGAUUAUUAAUCUUUUUUAUUCAUCUAAUAAUUCCUUUCAACAUAUAAGAACUACUAAUUCUGAAUGCAAAGCAAAAUUCUUUUUUCAUAUAAAUUUUUCUUGGAUUUAAAAGUAUAUAUUAUAUAUAUUUGCUUUAAGAAAAUAAAGCAUUUUACAGAUAAUUUAAAUUUUCUGAAGGGAUUCUAAACUUAUGAAAUUUUAUAUAUACCUCGUAUAUAAGCAAAAUGAAAUAUAUUUCAAAUCACAUCUGGUUUAAAACUUCCAGUUAUAGGAUACAAUAUCCAAUCUCUUAGGAUUAAUGUCAUUUAGAAUUAAAGAGUGAAAUCAAACCAAUAUCUGAGACAAUGUAUGUUAAUUGUAACCAGGUAGUCAAUUCUUAUCAUCUUCGUCAAUAAAAUUAGUGUUGAUAUUUAUUAUAUAA
Argiope bruennichi is the source of this 2470-nucleotide messenger RNA. Its product is annotated as beta-1,3-galactosyltransferase 5-like. Gene Ontology annotation, molecular function: hexosyltransferase activity. The transcript is spliced from 2 exons. The coding region runs from base 273 to 1499 and encodes 408 amino acids. The record is from RefSeq and is a predicted model, not a curated record. Gene Ontology annotation, cellular component: membrane. NCBI's taxonomy places the organism in Eukaryota, Metazoa, Arthropoda, Arachnida, Araneae, Araneidae.